GCGUAUUCACCAAGUCACUGCAAGUAAGUUGUCAAAAUAGUAGUCUCCAGAUGAAGAAACCAGGGAAAUUGACUUCACAAAGAGAUGCAUAUUCGCAGCAGCCAUUCUCACACAGCACCUUCGUGAGAUGAUAAAAACCGCGUAACUCCCGCAGCGCCAUCAAUUGUUGAACUUUAUCCAGCUUUCAACUUCCGCCAGAAAACUGGCAUUUUAUCAUUUGAGUCUCUCUUCUGCAAAUCGUGCAGUCAACGUCACCGCAUUUUCCCUUUAACAUGGACCGACAAUCGUCGGGAUCUGUGGGGAGUGCCUCACCGGCGCGCACUCCGCAAAUUAACAGACCACUCGGUCGCAGUCGUCUUAGCGCAACGCCGCUCACCGAAACUCCACCGACGAGCACGAGUGCUGGCAGAGACGGCACACCGACAUCAGACAAGAUCUUGUCCGGCCGUGUCAAAAAGACACCGCGCAAAGUUUCUAACAGAAAGGAAGAUGUCUUGAGCGAAAAGGAAAAGGACGAGGAGAGACGGCAGCUGGACGAGAUGGACGAGGAAAGGAAGCUAUUCCCGGGCAGCGACGACUGGACAGAUGAAGAGAACAGACUCUUCCAGAUUCUGUACAUGAGGCAGUACAGUCCUCUGCUACCAUCGCAUUGGGACAUGGACUUUCGAGGCAUCCCCAUCCCGGACGUUCUCUUUGCAAGCUCUGAUGCGCACCCGCCUAUUAUCAACUCAAGAAGUGGAAACGACUUCAAGGCGACGAGAGCACUUGCUCGACUCAUCGAGCUGACGGCGCAUGUGCGAGGCUUGUGCCAAAUACGCCAAAGACACAGAGCACGCGCUCUUAUUGAAAAGGAACUCCACGAGUAUGCGAAAUGGGCCGAACAAGACGGGGGAUACAACAGCCUCGAGUAUUUGCCAAAUCUCGUCAUCGACAUGGUGGACACCAAAACGUCGCCCCAAGCUAUUGAAGAGCACAUGCAAUUCCGCCUCAAGGCGGCUGCCGCUACGCAUCGCGCUCACUGGAGGAACGAUGCAGCGUAUCCUGACUACCUAGAAGACGAGGAUGAAGAUGCCGACAUCGAGGACAAUAGAGUUGUUCUCGUGCCUGACACGUAUCAGACACCGUCGCCAAAGAAACCGCGCACGUUGCGCCCUUCCGCUCCUCCAAGCAACGGAGCCAAAUACGACGAUAAUCAGAAGCACGAACUACUGGGCUCGAAGCUCGUCAGUCCGGUGAAGCGGUCUUCCCCUUGGCAGGAAGGAGAGUACACCCGUCGGCCGCCCGUGAUAUACGGGCUUUUCAUUGUCAACACAUCUGUCAUGGUUCUCACCAUUGACUCUGCGAAAGAAGGGGAAGAGGCCUACGUCAGUUAUCAAGUUGAGGUUGGUCUCAGCAAAAACUACCAGGCAGUUUGGAAUGCCAUUACCAUUGCUAUAGUGGUUUGCCUCGCGAGAGACGCAAUGAUGGAAAUGAAGAAGGACUUCAACACUUCAUUGAUUAACGGGGACAGCGACCCUGACGCUUGAUAUGACGGAAUGAAGGAAUGAGGCUAGCACGCGGUCAUCAGCAGGCCUCGGGCUCUGUUUUUUUUAUGACUCGUACGACGGGUACUUCUUUGAAUGCGUAUACCCUUUCAUGUUUCCGGGCGGACUAGAUGCAGAUACCUAUUUAGUUGAUAAUGACACAAAUUUUGCCAAGCUACCGCGCUACCUUAGUACUGAGCACGUUGUUAAAGGACAAUAGGUCACAUGACGCGCGCUUUGUCAUUGUCUCCAAUCUAAGAAGAUGAGUCCGCUGGCUCAGUUGAGAAGAUGGCAGGCAUGAUAUGAUGAAUGAAAGGCCCGAGAUGACAUUUUAGUAUAAGGCGAUUGGGCAAUAAUUGUCGGGAGAUGGAUGCGAGCCUCGGCAUGCCCCUCAGCUUUUUUUCUGGGCACUGUGGGAAUAGAGUGGCCCAAUCCAUGAGAUUUUCAUCAAGCCUUUUUUUUUUUUUUUUUUUUUUUUUUUUUUU
Colletotrichum godetiae is the source of this 2008-nucleotide messenger RNA. RefSeq lists its product as uncharacterized. The transcript has 2 exons. NCBI's taxonomy places the organism in Eukaryota, Fungi, Ascomycota, Sordariomycetes, Glomerellales, Glomerellaceae. The coding region runs from base 273 to 1526 and encodes 417 amino acids. The record is from RefSeq and is a predicted model, not a curated record.